AUGGCGUUAGAUCCAGAACAUGGGGUCAGCAAGGACCUCUCGACAAUUGAUACUUCUCCGUUGCCUACUCAUGCUAGGGGGCCCUCGCAAAUUGUUGCCCGUGGCGGGUACGGUGGUGUUGGAGAUGAAACCUCCAGCAGCGAAGAUGACAGCAGUUCGGCUAUGAGUGUGAGCAAGCAGGUUGAGUUGGAAGCAGGCCAUGCCAUCAAGUAUAGGACUUGUAGUUGGCAGAAGACUGCAGCUCUGUUAUUUUCAGAGUACAUCUGCUUGGCUAUCAUGUCAUUUCCAUACUCUUAUUCGGUCCUCGGCCUAGUCCCGGGGCUGAUACUUACAGUUGUGGUCGCCGGAAUGGUUCUAUAUACUUCCCUGGUCAUCUGGGCAGCAUGGUAUCUCACGGCCAUCAUGUUCCUCCUCAACAAUACCUUCAUCCAGGGCUUACAUUGCUUGGUCGGUGCACAGUACUUGAACACAAUGACAAAUCAUAGCACUUGUACUGUGGUGUUUGUCGCAGUGACAGCUGUGAUAUCUUUUGUCUGCUCCAUACCAAGGACUUUCAAUACGCUUUCGAAACUUGCGACUCUAUCGGCCUUUUUCACAUUUAUAUCGGUUCUCCUUUCGAUGAUAUUUGCCGGACUUGAGGCUCACCCAGCGAAGUAUAACCCCGACCCCAAUCAUAAAGGCCCCGACGGCAAGUUAAUGGGGGGUGAGCCUAUUGUCACAGCAUUCCCACUCCCUGGAACGACCUUUGUUGCGGGAAUGUCUGCCUUUUUAAACAUCAGCUAUACCUUCAUCGGCCAGAUCACCCUUCCAAGCUUUAUCGCUGAGAUGAGAAACCCAAAGGAUUUUAGCAAAGCUCUCUGGGCGGUCACCAUUGCGGAAAUAAUCGUGUUCAGUAUUGUGGGUGCGAUUGUUUAUGUCUUUACAGGCACGCAAUACAUGACUGCACCGGCAUUUGGCUCCCUCAGUAAUGAGGUAUACAAGAAGGUUGCCUUUUCAUUCAUGUUACCUACAUUGAUUUUCCUUGGGGUGCUGUAUGCAUCGGUAUCUGCACGGUUCAUCUUUUUCCGCAUUUUCGACAACACUCGGCACAAGACAGAACACACUCUGGUCGGCUGGUCUUCCUGGGCUGGAAUUUUGGCGGUGCUUUGGAUACUUGCUUUCAUCGUGGCGGAGGUUAUUCCAUUCUUCACCGAUCUUCUCUCUAUAAUGAGUUCGCUUUUUGACUCGUUCUUUGGAUUCAUUUUCUGGGGAGUGGCGUAUCUACGAAUGCAGUCUGCAGACGAAGCAGAGAAGCCAGGAAAGCCCCGAAGUAUACGAGGAUGGAUCGGAUGGGGUGUUAAUAUCUUCCUCAUUGGCGUCGGAUUGCUAUUCCUUGGCCCAGGAACAUAUGUAAGAUGCAUCAGCUACAGCCCUUCAAAAUGA
Molecule: messenger RNA, 1422 nt
Organism: Trichophyton verrucosum HKI 0517
Lineage: Eukaryota; Fungi; Ascomycota; Eurotiomycetes; Onygenales; Arthrodermataceae
Product: neutral amino acid permease
Exons: 4
Coding region: 1-1422 (473 amino acids)
Biological process (GO): amino acid transmembrane transport
Cellular component (GO): vacuolar membrane
Molecular function (GO): amino acid transmembrane transporter activity
Source: RefSeq, a predicted model, not a curated record